This is a messenger RNA of Dromiciops gliroides (monito del monte), 1026 nucleotides long. It is a transcript of the gene GPR55, whose product is annotated as G protein-coupled receptor 55. Gene Ontology annotation, molecular function: G protein-coupled receptor activity. Gene Ontology annotation, cellular component: membrane. The record is from RefSeq and is a predicted model, not a curated record. Lineage: Eukaryota; Metazoa; Chordata; Mammalia; Microbiotheria; Microbiotheriidae. Gene Ontology annotation, biological process: phospholipase C-activating G protein-coupled receptor signaling pathway; positive regulation of Rho protein signal transduction.
AUGAACCAAAGCGGGGGUUGUUCCUUCAAAGAAGUCGACGGCCUAAUGAAGACAGUGGCGCUGGUCGUCCACAUCCCCACUUUUUUGCUGGGUCUGUGCCUCAACCUGCUAGCCAUCUACAGCUUUGCCUCCUUCCUGAGAAGGUGGCAGGAGGAGUAUAGGGCCACUUCCAUCUACAUGAUCAACCUGGCGGCCUUUGACUUGCUCCUCGUGCUCUCUCUUCCUUUCAAGAUGGUGCUGUCCCAGGGCCCUACCCAUGCCUCCAGCGUCUGUACCAUGGUGGAGUGCUUCUACUUUGUCAGCAUGUAUGGCAGCGUCUUCACCAUCACCUUCAUCAGCCUCGACCGAUACGUGUCCAUCAAGCACCCAAUCUGGGUCAAAAACAUCCGAUCCCCAAGAAACAUCUUGAUAGUCUGCUGUGCCAUCUGGGCACUAGUGUGGAUAGGCACCAUCCCCAUCUACAAGUUUCAUGGGGAAGCAAGCAACUCCACGUGCUUCCACAACAUGUCUAAUGGCUCCUGGGGCGUCUCAGCCAUCGUCCCCCUGGAGUUCUUCGGAUUCCUCCUUCCUAUGGCCAUUGUCUGUUUCUGCUCCUUCAGCAGCAUUCACACCCUGCUGGGCAAGCAGAACCAGAGAAACACUUGGGCUGAGAAGAGGGCUCACAUCAUCCGUUCCAUUGCCGCCAGCCUGGCUGUCUUUGUGGUCUCCUUCCUGCCUGUCCACCUGUGCAUCUUCCUGCAGUUCCUGGUGAGGAAUGACUUCAUCCAAGACUGCGGUACCAAGCGGGACAUUAGCUUCGCCCUGCAGCUGGCCAUGUGCCUCUCCAAUGUCAACUGCUGCCUGGAUGUCUUUUGCUACUACUUUGUCAGCAAGGAAUUUAGGAUGGGGAUUGUGACUCGCCACCAGUUUGUGAAGCAGCUUUCUUGGAGAACUCAUCUUUUGGGACAGGAAAGCAUGCCUGUAAGCACCAAGGACACAACGGGAAAGCUCUCAGAUCUAAGGAGGAUGGGGAAAGGAUUCUUGUAG